This is a messenger RNA of Vanrija pseudolonga, 1638 nucleotides long. RefSeq names its product Itaconate transport protein. Lineage: Eukaryota; Fungi; Basidiomycota; Tremellomycetes; Trichosporonales; Trichosporonaceae. Gene Ontology annotation, cellular component: plasma membrane. The coding region runs from base 1 to 1638 and encodes 545 amino acids. The transcript has 8 exons. The record is from RefSeq and is a predicted model, not a curated record. Gene Ontology annotation, biological process: transmembrane transport. Gene Ontology annotation, molecular function: transmembrane transporter activity.
AUGGCCGCCGACAAGGCCGAUGGCGACGAGCAGCAGGCCGUGACCCAGGCGGCGGCAGAGCCCGCACCCGCCGCACCCGCGCCGGCGUUCACCGACGUCGCGCGCACGCUGACCGCCGCGUCGGGCAGGCCGUACUCUGCGUUCCCGAGCUCGACGCGCUGGCUCAUCGCGCUCCUCGGCGGCGUGGGGGGCAUCUUCUCGCCCAUCAGCAGUAACAUCUUUGUGCCGUCCAUCCCCGUUAUCGCCAAGGACUUCCACCGCUCAAACCAGGACAUCACGCUCGCGUUGACGGUGUAUCUCGCGUUCCAGGCCGUCACGCCGUCCUUCUUCGGCUCGGCAAGCGACUCCUUCGGCCGGCGCCCCCUCUUCCUCCUCACGAUGAUCAUCUACAUCGGCGCCAACCUCGGCCUGGGCUUCAUGCCCGUCACCAAGUACUGGCUGCUCCUCUUCCUCCGCGCGCUGCAGGCGACGGGCGGGAGCGCGGUCAUCGCGAUCGGGAGCGGCGCGAUCGCGGACAUUGCCGAGCCGAAGGAGCGCGGCAAGUUCCAGGCCAUCUUCCAGACCGGCGCCAUGAUCGGGCCUGCUAUCGGCCCCUUGCUCGGCGGCGUGUUCUCGCAGGCUUGGGGAUGGCGCGCAAUGUUCUACUUCCUCGCUGCGGCGAGCGGGACGUUUGUCAUUACAUUCCUGUUCUUCUUCCCCGAGACGCUCCGCUCCAUCGUCGGCGACGGGUCCAUCCCCCCGCCGCUGCUCAACGCAUCCCCGAUUCAGAUUUACCACAGCUGGAAGCUGCGCCGGAGCGGCGUCGAGCCCGACAUUGUCGACCGCCCUCCGCGCCGGCCGUACCAGCCCCUCUCUGCAUUCACCAUCCUUUUCGUCCCCGAGAUCUUCCUCACCUACUUUGUCGUCAGCCUGCUGUACCUCGAGUUCUACUGCGUCAUUGGAAUCUUCUCCACGGCCUUGGAACAAAAGUACCACCUCAACGAGCUCCAGAUCGGCCUGUGCUACCUUCCUUCUGGCAUCGGCACCGCAGCCUCCACCCUCAUCGCAGGCAGGCUCGUCGACUACUACUACAAGAAGGAGACGUUGCGCGUCGGCGGCGACUACCGCCACAAGCCGCACGAGUUCAAGAUUGAGCGCACGCGUAUCCGCGUCAUCUGGCCGGGCAUGUCCAUCUUCAUCGCGGCGUCCGUCGCCAUGGGCUGGUGCAUGCAGGUCAAGGCGCCGCUCGCGGCCCUCCUCGUCGUCUCCUUCUUCCCCGGCCUCGGCGUCGCCGUCAUCGCCAUUCCCGUGAUCUACGGGCAGGACACGAUGCCGGGCAAGGGCGCGGCCGCGUCGGCGUCGCUCAACUUUGUGCGGUGUGCGUUCGGCGCCAUCGGCACGGGUGUUAUCCAAAUCAUGUACCAGAACCUCGGCGCCGGAUGGUCGUUCGUCCUCCUCUCGGGCCUGUGCCUCGUCUCCCUGCCCCUCCUGCUCGUGGUGAUAAAGUACGCCCCGAGAUGGCGCGAGUGGCGCCGCAAGCGCGCCGUCACGCACCCUUCGCGCUGGAACCUGUUCUUGGGCAUCGACCCGCUCGAGGCCAAGGCGCUCCAAGAGAAGGCCGCGCGUGAGGGCGGCGCUGCGGAGGUGCAGGAGAAGUAG